Corylus avellana is the source of this 1197-nucleotide messenger RNA. Its product is annotated as HSP20-like chaperones superfamily protein. Lineage: Eukaryota; Viridiplantae; Streptophyta; Magnoliopsida; Fagales; Betulaceae. The record is from RefSeq and is a predicted model, not a curated record.
AAUAUUCCUGUCAUGGAAUUUGUCCACUCCAUUUUUUCCAAAAGGCUUCCUUCAUACAUACUAUAAGAGGAGAAGAGCCUUUAACUCUCUCCACCAAAUUCUCAAUCUUUUGGAUCCUCCAAUUAAUCUUCAAUGGCUAGUCGAAAGCAGCUGGAAAUCCAUGCAGGAGAUCAUGCCCCACAGAAAUGGUGCAUCUCAUUAGGAGAAGAGGUCUUCAGGAGAUUCCUCUCCCAGGGAAGUCCAGCUCUGCACAAGGUUUUCAAUGAAGGGUCACUUUUCAGCCCACUCUUGUUCGGAAAAUUCUUUGAUCCUUCUGAUGCUUUCCCUUUAUGGGAGUUUGAGUCAGAUGUCUUGUUGUCUAAUCUCCGGAGCUCCGGCCAAAGCACCGUUGAUUGGGUUCAGACAGAUCAGGAGUAUGUACUGAAAGCAGAGCUACCAGGAGUUGGGAAUAAUGUGCAAGUGUUCGUUGAAAAAGGGAAGGUUGUUGAAGUUAGUGGGCAAUGGAAGCAGCAGCAAAGAGAGUCCAAGACGAAGGACUGGAGAAGUGGGCAGUGGUGGGAAUAUGGGUAUGUUCGGAGGCUUGAGCUGCCAGAAGAUGCAGAUUGGAGGAGAAUGGAGGCAUAUGUGAAUAAUGACUUACUCUUAGAAAUUAGAAUUCCCAAAAACCUUUUGGAUGGUGAUCCUUCUCAAGGAAAUGAUGUGGCUAGUAAAGAUUCUGAAGUUGGUGUAAAUUAGGAUGAGUAAAGCAAACUGCUAAAACUGUUUAACAAUCUUUCUAUGCAAUUAAGAUACAUGACCUAAACUGUGAGACAGUAUAUAAGUGGAUAUACUAAAACCUACCUUUUAUGUCAGAGAUUUGGAAUAGGCCCAAUGAAGGAAUUAAAAAUGCAUCAAACGCUCAAAAAAUGGAUCAAGAUUUUGUUUUUGGUGAAAACACACACUAUGUGCACGACUAUCAUACUAUCAUACAAUUGAAGUGACGUGACACACAACUCAACUCAUCUCUUUGUUAGAAAUGACUUUCCAACACUCUCAAAGAACAGAGGAGAAGAAAUUUCCUCUGUUUUGGUGAGAGUUUUUGUUUUUGUCAAUGGAGAACAGAGGAAAUCUUUUCAAUAUUUUUCUUCCAAUAGAUACCUUCUCCUCAAGUUUACUAUGUUCUCAGUAUACUUCAAACCACCCACAAUGAUGGUUUUG